Molecule: messenger RNA, 990 nt
Organism: Linum trigynum
Lineage: Eukaryota; Viridiplantae; Streptophyta; Magnoliopsida; Malpighiales; Linaceae
Source: the annotation of a GenBank genome assembly
AUGUUGACUACGCAAGCCAGCGAGUCGUGCAAUGCACAAGUACGAUGUUUCUUGAAACCGAAGCAUGAUUUGGACAUGUUUUUCAUUCAUUUUAGCAGUUUGGUUGCUGAAAAAAGACGCAAGGAGAGUGAUUCAGACUACAGUGGGAAACAAUCGGUUUCCUAUAUAAUGUUGGAGCACAGCCCUAUCCUAAAACAUGCGGCAAAGAUCUUUACUUCUAACAUCUUCAAUCGGAUACAACAGGAGUAUUUGAAAACUGAAAAAUAUAUAAUGGAGACGCUCUCGGAUACUAGGGAUGAUGGCAUGAUUGGCUACCGCACAUAUAUGAUAGAGGAUGGUGAGCGUAGUGAUGAGCGUGUCGUUCUCGUCGAUAUUUCUACGAGGACAUUGGUAUGCGAAUGCAGAAUGUUCAGAACAUUCGGAGUGUUAUGCCGCCACAUGAUUAAGGUGAUGCGGCUUCUUGGAGAUUUUGGGGAAGCCAGUAUGAGAAGUGUUCCAGAUCAUUACAUACUCAAGCGAUGGACGUUGGAGGCGAGAAAGAAAGAGGUUGUUGAUGUCGAUGGUUGUGUUGGUCCUUCAGCUUCUAGUGAGAAUGAUGCGGGAAAAGGUAUAGCAAUGCGUUACCGAGAAACCACUGCAAUGUUGAAUCAGCUAGCAACUAACAUGUCGAUGGCCGAUGAGAAGGACUACAAUAAGUGGAUGAGAGUACUCAAGAAAUUGUGCAAUGAGGCAAACAAGGCAUUGUCAAAGACUAUUACUAGCGAGGACAGACGGAAUGUACCGAUAACUGGGCUGACUUUGAAGAAGAAGAGUAAUCCAAGGAGCCAAGGUAAGGAACGUUAUCAGUCUACCAAUGAAAAGGAACGCCGUCGAAAGAAACGUGUCUAUAAGAAGAGAAUGAAAUCAGUUGAAGUGGUCACGCCGGACAACAAUACUCAACCGGAUGACCAUAUUAGUGAAUUGGAUGAUAAUAUUGAUCAAUGGUUAUGA